GCAACAUCGUCGUUGGUCUGCGAGCUUCCCAUCACUCCAGACCGUUCCUUGCUUCCAGUUCAUUCCCGUCCGCUAUUCCUCCUACAUCCUCCAUCCAUAUCAGCUCCCAGGUUGUCGAAUACCGAACCAUACUCAGCUCGGACGACACACUACGAGUGGUCUGACCCCGCCAUUGACGCGCCUGCCGGAGAUCCUCCACCGCUCCAAGUAGCUGCGAUCUUCGACUUUCCCAGACCUGAACACAACCACCCUACAGCAACAGAGCCGCAGCGAUGCCCUGCCCGAUAAGCAUCACCAAGUUUGUGGGGACUAUCUCCCUCGGUCUCUUGACGGGGACAUCCUACACUCUCCAAUCCAUAACUCUACCCUCCCUUGCACUUCUCCCCUCCGCAUCUCUGGCGGCACGCACUCUUGCCACAAUCCAGACCCAGUCAACACGGCAGAUCCUCACUUUGGCGUCCAUCUCCUCGUUGUCUCUGAUUACUGCAUACACCCUCGCAAGCCCACGAGGCCGUCAUCCGUACCUCCUCUGGACUGCCCUUGUGAGCUUCAUUGGGGGACAAGGCGUCGAGUAUUGGUUUAACGGCUUCUCACGCUUCCCAUCAUGGGCCAUCAGCUCUCGAUCAAGUGGACACGGACAGAGCGGACAUGUGAAGGCCUCGAGAGUCGCAACCCCCUCAGCGAGUGACGAGAGCGGAUAUAUCGAAGUGGAAUCAGAUAGCAGUGAAGAGCAUCAGGUGAACGGCGAAAAGGUCGAGAUGGAGAUGAUCCGGGAACGCAAGGUGCAGAAGGUCCGAAGUUGGAUUGCCGGAAUUGGGUUUGCAAUGGGCGUUGUGGGUAUCUGGGGUGACGGGGCUUGAAUCCCUACUCAAGAGCACGUGGAGAGGUACGUGCGGACUGCUCGCAUGAUGUGAACGGAGACGUGGAAUCCGGGUUUACGAGCUGUACAAUGAGCGUGCAGAUGGUGCCUUGGACGUUUCUGGCUCAGCUUCUGAAGACGAGGUGCGGUUAGCAGGAAGAACAACACGAUGGAAUAUGCUCUGCAACAUUACCGGUGGCGGCGGGUACCAUUGAUGGAAGAAAAAUGGUACUUUAUUCAGCAACACAAAAUACACAGCAGCGGGGCUUCUAGCCUCACCUACCUUCGACCUUAUACCGGCAUACCUUACUCGACUCGAUCAAAGAACCCCCUCUUUUUGCAACAUGUGUCCGAUAUCAGAAUGCUUGUUGAGAAGAGGAAUUUCCCACUCCAAAACACCAUGGCCUUCCGACGAGGAUCAUCUGCGCACUGGCUGGCUUGCAUGGCUCUCGCGGCGUUAAUAAAGGCUAGAUCAACUGUUCUAUGUACCCCUAGGAAGCUCUUAUGAUGCCGACACGAGAAAAGUUCAAAUCCUCC
Messenger RNA from Cladophialophora immunda, 1396 nucleotides. RefSeq lists its product as uncharacterized. Gene Ontology annotation, biological process: autophagy of mitochondrion. The record is from RefSeq and is a predicted model, not a curated record. Bases 273 to 860 code for a protein of 195 amino acids. NCBI's taxonomy places the organism in Eukaryota, Fungi, Ascomycota, Eurotiomycetes, Chaetothyriales, Herpotrichiellaceae. Gene Ontology annotation, cellular component: mitochondrion. The transcript is spliced from 2 exons.